Messenger RNA from Lampris incognitus (smalleye Pacific opah), 1445 nucleotides. RefSeq names its product transcription factor COE3-like. The transcript is spliced from 9 exons. Gene Ontology annotation, molecular function: DNA-binding transcription factor activity, RNA polymerase II-specific; RNA polymerase II cis-regulatory region sequence-specific DNA binding. NCBI's taxonomy places the organism in Eukaryota, Metazoa, Chordata, Actinopteri, Lampriformes, Lampridae. The record is from RefSeq and is a predicted model, not a curated record. Gene Ontology annotation, biological process: regulation of transcription by RNA polymerase II. The coding region runs from base 594 to 1445 and encodes 283 amino acids.
UUUGCAUGUUCCCAUCCAUCCUGCACGACGCGAAAGGGCCCCUUAUCCGCCUCUCCUGUGUACCAGGAACACCUCCACGGCGAUCAGCCUUUUUUUUUUGCCUGCUGUUUGUCUUGGUGGAGAAGCGGCACCUUUUUCUCCAGGAGUGGUUUAUUCAGCGAGAAGUCCUGAAGGUUUUGGAUGCGGGGCGCUUCGGGGAUGUCGGCACUUUGAGAGCAUCACCCCCCGAACACAAACAACUGCCAUCGAUUUUUCUGUGAAUAGCAAAACAAAGAAGGAACAAUAGCAGCCAAAAAAAAAGAAAAAAAGAAAAAAGAAAAAAAAUCGUGUCUAUUGAACAAUUCACUUUUUUUUCUUCUUCUUCUCCCCGGUCUGUGGAUACCACUCUAACUAAGUACAGCACUUUGAGAAUUGUUCACAUCGUUGCAACGCAGGACGGACUGAGGAGGGAGGCAAGACCUGUGGACCGGGUUUUCCCUCGCAAGUCUGAAUCGGCUCUCGCUACUUAUCCCGCAAAACCCUGAAGGAUAACCCCGUUUGGACGUUUAUUUACCUAAUUUCGCAGGAGGCUCCUUUCACGCAAAUUGUCCUAAAUGUUUGGGAUUCAGGAAACUAUACCGCGGGGUGGGACGACGAUGAAGGAGGAACCGCUGGGUGGACUGAAUUCGGUCCGCUCGUGGAUGCACACAGCUGGGGUGGUGGAUGCGAACACAGCCGCCCAAAGCGGUGUCGGCUUGGCACGGGCACAUUAUGAAAAGCAGCCCCCUUCCAACCUCAGAAAAUCCAAUUUUUUCCAUUUCGUCCUGGCGCUGUAUGACAGGCAGGGUCAGCCUGUGGAGAUCGAAAGGACAGCUUUUGUGGACUUUGUGGAGAAAGAAAAAGAACCAAACAGUGAAAAAACUAACAAUGGGAUACAUUACAAACUACAGUUACUGUACAGCAAUGGGGUCAGAACAGAACAGGAUCUUUACAUACGGUUAAUCGAUUCAAUGACGAAGCAGGCGAUAGUUUAUGAGGGCCAAGACAAGAAUCCUGAAAUGUGCAGAGUUCUUCUCACUCACGAGAUCAUGUGCAGCCGAUGCUGUGACAAGAAAAGCUGUGGAAACAGGAACGAGACUCCAUCAGACCCUGUGAUCAUUGACAGAGAGGCUGGGUUGGUGUGGGGUGGGGCGGGGGGAGCUAAUGCAGGCCCGGGGGCCAGCCAGGUCGGAGGCGACGGGCAUGGCAGGCGGUUGACAGUCCAUGUAGCCUGUCUACCCACAGGACAUCUCCACACAGUGUGUCCACAGUGGGGCCAGUCCUGUCAUCUGGGCCCCACUAUGGACCGCUGCACUGCUGACAGUGAGAGGAGCGGGCCUCCGAGCCUCGGCGGAGAUCAGGAGCUCCCUGUCGGAGGUGCUUUGUCACGUAGCCCAGGGAGCGUGGAACUCACCCAGAGCUGUUGA